UUCCGCAGCACGCGGCAUGUCUGAGGGCGCUCGUGUCAGCUCGAGACGAUUCUUCACUCAAGAAACGAGAUGAGACAGCAGGUGCUCGCGCUCAGCGCGAUGAUGUUUCUCUGUGUACCUCAGCCAGUAACUUCACAAACACAAGAAGUUUGCACAGGCACCAAGAAUGCUCUGAGCUCUACUGGCACCCCUGCACAACACUACAACAACCUGAAGGAGCGCUACACCGGAUGUGAGAUCGUCAUGGGCAAUCUUGAGAUCACACAGAUGGAGAAUGACCUCGAUUUCUCAUUUCUUGGAAGUAUCCGAGAAGUCACAGGAUACAUCCUCAUUGCUAUGAACCAGUUCCGCAGGUUGCCUCUGGACCAGCUCAGAGUGAUCCGUGGUAGCAGCCUGUAUGAGAAGGAAUGGGCCCUUUCUGUCUUCCAUAACUUUGAGAGUCACAGUGGCCUGGAAGAUCUGGGCCUCACCAACCUCACAGAGAUCUUGGAAGGUGGGGUACAAAUUGUCCAGAACAGGAACCUCAGUCAUGCUCCAUGGAUCAACUGGCGGGACAUUAUCAGAGACAGUGAUGCUCGCAUCCAGAUCCAGAACAAUGGAGAAAGAGGGUCAUGUGAUUCUGCAUGCGGAGAAUUCUGCUGGGGUCCACAUAAAGAUCAGUGCCAGAAAUUGACAAAAACAGUGUGUGCACCUCAGUGUCAUGGCCACUGUUUUGGGACCAACCCUAAUGAGUGCUGCCACACAGAGUGUGCUGGAGGCUGCAUUGGACCAAAGGACACAGACUGCUUUGCAUGUCGGCAUGUCAAUCACUCAGGCUCCUGCGUCCCUCACUGCCCUUGGCCUCUGGUGUAUAACCGACAGACCUUUCAGCUGGAGCCCAACUCUGAAGCCAUGUAUCAGUUCGGUUCGAUCUGCGUACUCAAAUGUCCCGCACACUUUGUUGUGGAUGGCAGCGCAUGUGUGAGCAGUUGCCCUCCUGGUAAAACAGAAAAAGAGAAAAAUGGCAUUAAACAGUGUGAAACUUGCAUUGGCCUGUGUCCCAAAGUAUGUGAGGGAACGGGAGCCAAUCAUAGACAAACAGUGGACUCCAGUAACAUAGACAGCUUUAUCAACUGUACCAAAAUCCAAGGGAGUCUACAUUUUCUGAUCUUGGGUAUCAAAGGAGACGCCUAUCAUAACAUACCACCUCUGGAGCCUGAAAAACUCAAAGUAUUUAACACUGUCAGAGAAAUUACUGGCACUUUGAACAUUCAGUCUUGGCCCGAUGAACUCAGCGAUCUGUCUGUUUUCUCCAGUCUCACUACCAUUCAGGGAAGAUCUCUAAACAACCAUAAGAGGCCGUUCUCAUUGUUGGUGAUGAAGAUUCCCUCCCUUACAUCUCUGGGACUGCAUUCGUUGCGUGAGAUCAGCGAUGGCAGUGUAUACAUCACUCAAAAUAUAAACCUGUGUUUUUACUACACCGUCGACUGGAUCCAGAUCUUCACCGGUAACCGCCGGCAGCUCAGGCGUAGAAACAAUGACAUCAAGGAAAACAAACCCCAGAUCAAGUGUGAGGAAGAGGGCCAUGUGUGUGACCCCCUGUGCUCAGACGCAGGAUGCUGGGGCCCGGGGCCUGAGCAGUGUUUGUCGUGCAGGAAUCACAGUCGGCAUGGCACCUGUGUAUCUCACUGCAACCUCUACUCUGGAGAGCCAAGAGAGUUUGCAGCAUCUAAUGGAGAGUGCAUUGCUUGUCACCCUGAGUGUCUACCCCAAAAUGGGAAUCAAACAUGCAAAAAAGAAGGUGCUGAUCAGUGUGUAGCAUGUUUAAACCUGAUGGAUGGCCCUCACUGCGUUUCUGCUUGUCCUAAUGGAGUGAAUGGGGAAAAGGGUCAGACCAUAUUUAAAUACCCUAAUGCAUCAGGUCAUUGUGAGCUCUGUCACCUCAACUGCACAAGAGGAUGCACAGGCCCUGCGCUCAGAAACUGUGUAGAUCAUGAUAGACUUGUAAACAGCUCUCAGAUCGCAGGUAUAGCAGUUGCUAUAUUUACUGGUAUCAUCGUGCUCUUGGCACUGUUUGUGCUUGGUGUGCUGUAUCACAGAGGCCUGGCGAUUCGUCGCAAAAGAGCUCUGAGGAGGUAUCUUGAGAGCGGUGAGAGCAUGGAGCCACUGGAUCCCGGAGAGAAGGGGACAAAAGUGCAUGCUCGCAUCCUAAAACCACAAGAGCUGCGAAAGGGCAAACUUCUGGGCUACGGAGUCUUUGGCACUGUGAAUAAGGGUUUCUGGAUCCCUGAAGGAGACUCUCUAAAAAUCCCUGUGGCAAUAAAGACCAUCCAAGACCGCAGUGGCCGGCAGACCUUCACAGAAAUUACUGAUCACAUGCUUGCAAUGGGAAGCCUGGAUCACCCGUAUAUAGUGCGUCUCCUUGGGAUCUGUCCAGGGACAAGUUUGCAGCUGGUCACCCAGCUCAGUCCUCAGGGAUCCUUACUGCAACACCUUCGCCAAAACAAAGACAGCCUGGACCCCCAGCGUCUGCUCAACUGGUGUGUGCAGAUCGCAAAGGGCAUGUAUUAUCUUGAGGAGCACUGCAUAGCACACAGGAACCUUGCUGCACGCAACGUGCUGCUCAAGAGUGACUACAUAGUACAGAUCUCAGACUUUGGGGUUGCAGACCUGCUCUACCCAGAUGAUAAGAAAUAUGUAUACAGUGAACACAAGACGCCAAUAAAAUGGAUGGCAUUAGAGAGUAUCCUCUUCAGAAGAUACACUCAUCAGAGUGAUGUGUGGAGCUAUGGUGUGACUGUAUGGGAGAUGAUGUCAUAUGGAGCAGAGCCAUAUGCAGCCAUGCAUCCUCAUGAUGUGCCAGGUUUAUUGGAAAAAGGAGAGCGGCUGGCUCAACCACAGAUCUGCACCAUAGAUGUCUACAUGGUCAUGGUCAAGUGCUGGAUGAUUGAUGAGAAUGUAAGGCCUACAUUUAAAGAACUGGCCAGUGAAUUUACAAGAAUGGCAAGGGAUCCACCACGAUACCUUGUGGUGAAACCUGCUCAGAAUUGCACUGGUGCAGAGGAAAGCCACCAACGUGUUAAAGGCUCUCAUUUAGUGGCAGACUUGGAGGAAGAUGAUGAUGAUGAGGUAUUGCAGGAUGGCUUUGCUACUCCUCCCCUCCAGCUGUCACCAACUAGAAGUCAUUCUCGUCUUCGUAUGGCCUCCUACAAGGGCACCUCAGAGCACACAACAACUAUAGGUUAUCUCCCUAUGACCCCUGGCCCAGGGGACGACCCUAGACAGAUGAGAGCCCAGAGGAGGAAGACUGGCUCAGUGAGGACAGAGUCAGAGUGCUCGGAGGGCAGGGGGACCCUGGGGGACAUUGAAAUGGCUGAACUUACUUCUCAAACAGGUAGUCUUCGCAGAGGUCGUAGCCGUAUGGACAGCGCCUACAUGUCCACCGGCGUGUCUGUGGCUUCAGAUCCGUUCUCGCCAGGUCUGGAGGGCGUAGACGAGGACCAUUAUGGAUACGUGCUGCCCACAGAGAAAGGUUCCAGAAGCACUUUUUCUCAUAGUAGGAUAUCCAGUAACUCCAAGAGUGCUCACUCGACGCCAAAAACAGACACCACACAAGAGUACGAACUAAUGAACAAAGAGCCCCCUCGGCUUUCUACUUCACCUACAGACAGCACUGACGCUUCAUCUGCAUCUUCCCCUGCUUCUCCUUACACAUGCAAUAUUUUACCACAGAAGAGAGACACUGACUCAACACAAACCGAACAGUCGGAUAAGGCCACUAGUCCCCCUGAAGGAGACGGCUUGGAGUCUGCUGCUGCUUGUGAAUACGGUCUGGUUGGAACAGUAACAUGUACUGACAGGAGUCAGUCUGAGAUCAGCGCUGUAGAAGAAGAGCAGCAGCCACAAAAAGUGGUGGUUGAGUAUGAAUACAUGGACAUACGUACAGACAUACACCAGCAAAACGUAGCAGGGGGGAGCACAUCGAGCAGUCCAGAUGAGGUGGAGAGUGGCGUAAAAGAAGCAAUUUACCAAAAUGUAAGUGAGCCGCCAAGGUUGACAGCAAGACAUAAGGAAAAUGAGGAUUCUGAUUGCAGUACACAGCGCAGUGAAUAUGUAGACAUGGAGGCAUCAGGGAUAACUGGCUCUGAGGAUGGAGAUCAGGCUGAUUAUCAGAACAUUCCAGUAAAGGGAAGGCCCAUGGUGGGAGAGGAGUCACAAAAGCCUGGUCUCAGACCCUACAUAAAAGUGUGUACUGGAGUAGAGGCGCAAAACACUUCAUUUGACAACCCAGAUUACUGGCACAGCAGAUUAUUCCACAAGCAAGAUGCUGUUUGUACAUAAUUAAUGACUUAAUCUCACUAACAGAAACAAUGUGAUGGAUGAACGAUGGAAACAGAAUGGACUGGCACAACCAGCAUGUUUCUAGGGAUGUAUGUCUACCAUGUGUUCAGCAUUUGAACACAUGAAUUUAUGCUAAUGUGCCAACAAAAUAUACUAUAUAAUAGUAUAAAAUGUCUGGUCUUGUUGAAGAUUGGCCUACCUCCACUUGUUUGUCUCUGAAGUCCUACUCCUGUGGUUUUGUAUAUACAAUUAUGUUUGUUUUUUAUGAUGAUGAUUUUUGGUUAUUCAAUGAGGAACAAUUCUUUUUGGAAAAAAAACAGUUAUUAUAUAUUGAUUUUUUUCAAUGAAUAAAGUAAUUUUCAUUUUAUUACUUGCGUUUAUUGGCACCCAUAGUUAAUUGUUCACAUUAUUAUACGUAAAGAUUUUGCUGUCACCAAUGUCAAACAAGCAUAGGUCAUUAUAUUUGAAAAUAUUUUUAGAUAAAAAUCACUUUAUUUAUAAAAAAAAAUCAGUUUUACAAAAAAUCAGUUUUACAACAAAAGCAUUUCAACUAUUAAAAAAUUGAUGUAGGAUUUACUCUGCAACAAUUUUCACUCAGAAAUUGCUAUUAAAUUUAACACAUAAUUACAAUGAAAUGGCAAGUAACACACUGAAUUGAUCAUACAAUUUUGUAGUAGAAAGACUAAAACAGUAUUUUCUAAUCAGAGAGAUAAAGACUGAACUAAAACUCCAGUUCUGUGCAAGCCAGAUUGUUGCAUGUUUUAUUAACCUAUAGGUAAAUGGCAAAAUUUGAAAAUAAUGAUUUAAGCUAAACUGAAUCUAGAACAUUUUUAUACGUGUGAAAUAAAUAUUCUUUUGUUGUUCAUGUG
This is a messenger RNA of Ctenopharyngodon idella (grass carp), 5189 nucleotides long. RefSeq names its product erb-b2 receptor tyrosine kinase 3b (gene erbb3b). The record is from RefSeq and is a predicted model, not a curated record. Bases 70 to 4320 code for a protein of 1416 amino acids. Gene Ontology annotation, cellular component: basal plasma membrane; signaling receptor complex. NCBI's taxonomy places the organism in Eukaryota, Metazoa, Chordata, Actinopteri, Cypriniformes, Xenocyprididae. Gene Ontology annotation, biological process: positive regulation of cell population proliferation; cell surface receptor protein tyrosine kinase signaling pathway; protein phosphorylation. Gene Ontology annotation, molecular function: protein tyrosine kinase activity; neuregulin binding; neuregulin receptor activity. The transcript is spliced from 29 exons.